Merops nubicus (carmine bee-eater) is the source of this 462-nucleotide messenger RNA. RefSeq names its product zinc finger, DHHC-type containing 23 (gene ZDHHC23). The transcript has 3 exons. NCBI's taxonomy places the organism in Eukaryota, Metazoa, Chordata, Aves, Coraciiformes, Meropidae. Gene Ontology annotation, biological process: peptidyl-L-cysteine S-palmitoylation; protein targeting to membrane. The record is from RefSeq and is a predicted model, not a curated record. Gene Ontology annotation, molecular function: protein-cysteine S-palmitoyltransferase activity. Gene Ontology annotation, cellular component: Golgi apparatus; endoplasmic reticulum. The annotation marks the transcript as partial.
AGGAGGCUGGACCACCACUGUGUCUGGAUUAACAGCUGUGUAGGGGAGCAGAACCAUCAAGCCUUCAUCCUUGCUCUCUCCUUCUUCCUUCUGACCGCUGUGUAUGGAAUUAGGCUGACCCUGCACACCGUCUGCAGGGGCCGAGCUCCACUUGUGGCUCUGUUCUACUGCCCCGGGGCCUAUUCUGACCACAGCUCUGCUCUGUCGUUCACCUGUGUGUGGUACUGUGCCAUUGUAACAGCUGGCAUGGGAUACAUCCUCCUCAUCCAGCUGCUGAACAUCAGCUACAACGUGACCGAGAGGGAAGCUCGGCUGGCUCUGCGGGACAACGCCGGGCGCAGGCUGCUGGGGGGGCUGGUGAUAGACACUGGCCAGUAUAACAGGGGCUUCCUAUGCAACUGGGGCCAUUUCUUGAGCCUGGGGUCUUCUCCUCCACAGCGCUCUGCCGAAGACAUCGUGUGA